Molecule: messenger RNA, 3559 nt
Organism: Hyaena hyaena (striped hyena)
Lineage: Eukaryota; Metazoa; Chordata; Mammalia; Carnivora; Hyaenidae
Gene: TIMP2
Product: TIMP metallopeptidase inhibitor 2
Exons: 5
Coding region: 209-871 (220 amino acids)
Biological process (GO): negative regulation of endopeptidase activity; negative regulation of membrane protein ectodomain proteolysis
Cellular component (GO): extracellular matrix
Molecular function (GO): protease binding; metalloendopeptidase inhibitor activity
Source: RefSeq, a predicted model, not a curated record
CGCCGCGCGAACCGCGCCCCGAGCCCCGCGCCCCCCUCCCCGGCCCGCGACAAAGAGCCGGGAAAGUUUGCGCGGGCGAGCGCCGGCCAGGUGCGGAGGGCGCGCCCGCGGAGCGCAGCGAGCCCCGCGCGGCCCCGGCGUGCCCAGAGGCCAGCGCCCGCAGAGCCGGCGGAGGCGGCCGAGCCCCGCGCCCCGCGCCCCGCCCGCCAUGGGCUCCGCGGCCCGCAGCCUGCGGCUCGCGCUGGGCCUCCUGCUGCUGGGGACGCUGCUGCGCCGGGCCGACGCCUGCAGCUGCUCCCCGGUGCACCCGCAACAGGCGUUUUGCAAUGCAGACGUAGUGAUUAGGGCCAAGGCGGUCAGCAUGAAGGAGGUGGACUCUGGGAAUGACAUCUACGGCAACCCCAUCAAGCGCAUUCAGUAUGAGAUCAAGCAGAUAAAGAUGUUCAAAGGCCCUGACAAGGACAUAGAGUUUAUCUACACGGCUCCUUCGUCUGCUGUGUGCGGGGUGUCGCUGGACAUCGGAGGGAAGAAGGAGUAUCUCAUUGCAGGAAAGGCCGAGGGGAACGGCAAGCUGCACAUCACCCUCUGUGACUUCAUCGUGCCCUGGGACACCCUGAGCACCACCCAGAAGAAGAGCCUGAACCACAGGUACCAGAUGGGCUGUGAGUGCAAGAUCACACGCUGCCCCAUGAUCCCGUGUUACAUCUCCUCUCCGGACGAGUGUCUCUGGAUGGACUGGGUCACGGAGAAGAACAUCAAUGGGCACCAGGCCAAGUUCUUCGCCUGCAUCAAGAGAAGCGACGGCUCGUGCGCGUGGUACCGCGGCGCGGCGCCCCCCAAGCAGGAAUUUCUCGAUAUUGAGGACCCGUAAGCAGGCCAACAGCAUCCCCUCUGGCCGGCAGAAGAGCCUCUGAGAGUUUAGACUGGUCCAGCUCUGACAUCCCUUCCCGGAAGCAGCAUGAAUAAAAUAGUCAUCCGAGUGGGUCUACAUUAGUGUGAUUCUCCCCCUACCCCCCACCCCACCCCCAUUUCCCUUUUAAAAAACAUGGUUGUGGCCCCACACCCCAUCCGCUGGCCGGGGCAGCGUGCGUCCCCGGCUCCCACCCCCGUGUGCGGGCCGGAGUGGGACGCACGGGCCCAGCCACUGUCACAAACACUGAGCAGACAGCACUUAGGAGUCGCCCAGGCCUGGGCAGGGCAGGGCCUGGGAAUGCGCAUUUUGCAGAAACUUUUGAGGGUCCUUGCAAGACUGUGUAGCAGGUCUACCAGGUCCCUUUCGUCCCGAGAGGGGCAUGUCCCUCGUUUCCUGCAGCCUCCACGCCUCGCCUCUGGCCGUAGGGCGGCAGCCCCCGCCCCUUGCAAGCGCCCCGGCCUCCUCGGUGCCCAUCACGGGCUCCCAGUACCUGGGGUCCCCUGUGCACAGGAGUGGCCCUGGACCAUGGCUCGCUCCUGCAGGGACCCCAGGUAACCCUGUUAAUCAGAAGUGCGGUGAGAGCCACCCUCCAGGGACUUUACGGCAUGGGCAACAAGCUUCAGCUUCAGCCCUGUCCUCACCCCCCACAUACCCCGACUCCGGGGGAGUCCGCCGCAUUCCGCCCCGAGGGUAGAUGUCUGGGGGGACUCGAGGCUGCGCUUGCAAUUUACCCCAGGCUUCCGAAGUCCCUCUGGUUUCCUCCGCGUCCUGGCAUCGAGCGCACAAAUGAGUGGCACCCGCCAGCUUUGCAAGGGGUCACGUGCGGCCAGCACACCGGGCUAGCUGUGCUAGGGGUGCACGGCCUGUGACCCCAGCACACCGCAGGGGGUGACGACGGGCGUACCGUGCCCUCCCCAGACAGACGUUCACUGUGCUGUGCGUGGAUGUCUGAGUGGCGUUAGCCGGGCGUGCCCACGAGUCCCACCUUAGAAGGGAGACCGUGACGGAGGCGGGUUCGGCGGCUCUCCCUCUGGGCCUCCGGGGUGCUGUGGCCAACACCUGACACCCCUAAAGAGGAAUUCCCAGAUAGCACGUGAGCCCAAGUGACAGCUGUACCAACCUCCACUUCUCUUUGUCCUGUCUGAGUCUCCGUUAAGAAAAAAACAAAACCUCACAGGAGACCAGAAAACCUGUCCCCAACCAGUGGAUUUCUGCUGCCCGUAAAAUAGGGACUAAUCAGGCAGAAGUUCCUCAGUAACAAUACAGGUGAUCUUUUUCUUCCUACUUGUGUGGUAAAGAUAAGCCGCUCGAAUUAGGAAAACAAGCGUGUGUGCACACGCGCGUGGACACGCACACGGUAAAGCCGAAGUCUGUCAAGCCUGUGAGUGAUUCCUCUGCAGAAUGCUUCCAAAGUCCCCGUGUUCUAAGCCUGCUCGAUUCUGCGGUGACCCCUAAACACCUACGAGACUCCUGACCGCACCCCUCCCCCCCCCAAAUGGCAUGUCGCUUCCAUGCCUGCUGGGACCCGGUCAGCAUAGAUCUUGAUGACUUCCCUUUCUGGGGCAGACGAGAAUAUCCAGGAAUCCGCCCUCGUUCUAAGGGUGCCUUCAUGCUGUACAUUGACAAUUUGAAGAUGUCAUAAGGGGCCAGUCCACGUGAUUGCAGUAUAUACGAGAACACCAGACCCCUCCAAUCAAUAUACCACCCCACCCCCGUUUGCUUCCUGUAUGGUGUUAUCAUAUGUAACAUUUACUCCUGUUUCUACUGAUUUUUUAAAUGUCUUGGUUUGUUUCUGACAUCAGUUGUAAUCAUUCCCGUGCUGUGUUUUUUAUUACCCUUUAGGUAGGUGUUAGACUUGCACUUUUUUUCUUUUUAAGGUUUCUGCAUCGUGGAAUCAUUUGACCCAGAAUGGAAAGCAUGGGUGGGUAGCUAGCCUGUGAUGGUGGAUUCCGUCAGAUCUUUUGUUUCCUUCUUUGAGUAUGGUUGCUUUUUCCCAUUUGCUACCUUUUUGUUCUCUGGUUCAAAUCGUUACAAAGUAAAAGGUCUUUGAGACGGUUGGUUCUAAAACCCGGCCUUUCUAUUUCAUCCACGCACAUUGGUCUUCUAGCCACACUGAGCCGCGGGAAAACAAAAACAGAAACAAACAAACAAACAAAAAAUCAAGAUCAAGCGCCCAGUGGCAGCCACUCAAAUACCGUCAGAGUAAAUAAUCACAAUGUGUCUGUAGUUCAAGAAGGCUCUCCAUUCGGCAUUGUCUAAUUUAUACGUUACGUUCUACGCACUGCUCGUUCCUACCCCCCCUUCUUGUCUUCAUUCAAGCAACUCAAAAUAUUUAAAGUGAAGUUUACAUUGUAGUUAUUUUCAAAUCUUUGCUUGAUAAGUAUUAAGGAAUAUCGGACUUGCUGCCAUAAUUUAAAGCUUUGUUUGAUUGUGUUUGUUUUUGCUUGGUUUUGUUUUGUUGUUAUUUUUAUUUUUUAUUUUUGGGCAAUGUGUUUUUGCUGGAAUAUGAAGUCUGAGACCUUCCUGUGCUGGGAACACGUAAGAGCUAUUGAACGUUGACAAGCAGACUGCGCAUGUCUCCGAUGCUUUGUAUCAUUCUUGAGUGAUCGCUCGGUCAAUGGACAAUAAACACUAUUAUCAAGAACA